Messenger RNA from Lytechinus pictus (painted urchin), 5428 nucleotides. RefSeq lists its product as uncharacterized. The transcript is spliced from 2 exons. The coding region runs from base 202 to 1704 and encodes 500 amino acids. The record is from RefSeq and is a predicted model, not a curated record. NCBI's taxonomy places the organism in Eukaryota, Metazoa, Echinodermata, Echinoidea, Temnopleuroida, Toxopneustidae.
GUUUUCGUGCUCGCUGUUGAAUUGUAACAUCAUCGAAUGAGCCGUCCGAUCUCAAUUGGAAAUCAUUUAUUAUUCAUUGAACUCACGAAUGGGAUCGGAUCUAUCGAAUAAAGGUGAAGGCGACUAGGACGUCCAUAGCAGAGAUAUGGGACUAGUCAGUAGCCAGUGUAAGCAUGAGCUACGGGUUUCACAGUUGCUGCAAUGGAACCAAGAGGAAUAAAUGCUGCCCAUCUAAGUUACCCUCAAAUCACAGAUGCAGCGAAGGUAAAGGAUCCUCAGGAAGAGGAGAGAAUAUGGAUAGAGAAUCUUCUGGCUGUCAGUGAAGAACCAGACGAAGGAUGGGAUUAUAUUGAUCAGAUAAUUUGUAAUGAUUGGAACCUAGCGGUGCGGGGAUGGGACGACACAGUGCCUUAUGUGAAGUAUGCCUGGGGAGAUGCUCCUGUAGCCUCGAAGAAGCGGGAAGCAGAGGAUCAUGGUGGUGGGAAAAGGAAUCGAGGGAGACGUCACCAGCAGCCACCUGUAGAUGACUCCUGGAAGCGUUGCGUGGAGCCAAAAACGUACAGGUAUGUGUAUGAUCCCAAAGGAUUGCAUCACACAACCCUCAAGUAUUAUAGUGGAGUUACCCUUGAGAGAUCAGUGGAGGAUGACGGUUUCUCGGAUCAUAUUUUGAAAUUACGGGAGUAUUUGGAGAAGACGUUGAAUCAUGCCAAGAAGGAGACCUCACAAGGGAUCAAGGAGCAUGCCAAGCUUGGGCAGUAUGUUGCUAAUAAAACAUCCACCUCAAGAGAUAGGAGAGAGAAGCAUUCUUUAGAGAAGAAAGUUGGUGGGAAGCUGCGUGGACUUGGAGAAGGUUUGUAUGUUAUGACAGAUGACUCGUGUCCAGAGGACGAGGAGGAUGCGAGGGUCACACUGAAAGGUGUGGAAGGUAAGGGCUUAGAUGAUAGUUUGCGUGCAAAGAUAGACCGUCAACCAACUCCGAUCUUGCCAAUUAGGAAAGUAGAAAAAGUAAACCAUGGGCAAAUUGAUCAUAUUACGAACCAAAGAGAAAGUCCGCGGCUGAAACUCACCCAUGGUUUGAAUGUUGGAAGCGGAGCGACAAGCAGCUAUGAGAAAUUUCCAACCAACAGCUACGAGAAGUUCCCUACACAUUCUGUUCAUGUAACUCCUCAUAACAUUCUUGACUUAACGCUUAACCCUCUCAAAAAAGUGACACCUUAUCAGAGACAGAUCCAUGAUGACAAUGAGGUUCUAUUGCAUGAUCGUGGAGAAAGGAUACCACCAAGCAAACCGUCUAGUGCUAAAUCCGAGCCAGACCACACUCCAUCCUACAAAGUCCUCCUAGAACGUUCUUCUGCGCCUCACAUGGGAAGCAGAGGAGAUAGGACAAUGCUUGCAGAAGUGAACGGUAAAGCAAUGCCCAUGCCCCCGCCCGUCAAAGAAUUCCCCCUUGCACAAGAGCUUGCUGCGGUAAGCAAACUUCUCAGAGAUCAAGACCAAAAGAACAAGCACAAAGGAAAGCAAGGAAAGUCCAAGCCAAUCAAACUUGGGGCAGGGUAUGUGAAUGAAGCAGGACCCAAGCUAGGGGAUCCAUUGCACCGUGGUGUGAUGGACAGAGAGACAGCAGGGGCCAUGGCUGCAGAGUUGCUACCUGGAGUGAGUGGACAUAAACUCAAUCUUCCAGCAUAUUCCCAAAGAAUUCUUUGAUUCCAACUUCAAGGGGUCGUGUAUAUUGAAAUGUGACUGUGGUAUCUACAUGUACAUUGUACUAAAUAAUCUUGUGUUCCUCUAGCCAACAUAUGCCUACAUCCAUGUUUUUCGCCCAUGGCCCAUCUUAUUAGCAUCAUUAAAUUCAUUUAAUAGUUACACUCCAUUAUUCUUAGUAGAAUUAUUUGUCAGGCAUGCUUUUUCUGUAUUGAAUUACUGUCAAAUCUUUUUUUCAACAGGCCUUUCAUUGCUUGUAACACCUGGGGGGCGUUUCAUGAAAGGACUUGUCGGACGUUUUAUCCGACAAGUCCCAUUUUAUCCGACAGUUACCAUAGUAACAGUACCUCUCAGCCAAUCAACAUCAGAGAAAGAUGUCAGAUCUGACAACUUGUCGGAUGAAAAUGUUGAUGAAACACUCCCCAGGUGACAAUGUUUAGGUUUAUAAUAUGCUCAUUGCAAAUGGAAAUGACAACACUCACAGUGCAAAAAUGGCACACCUUUUUCUAUUUUACUGUCUUUUAUGGAAUAAUGUCAAGAAAAGAAAUCAGAAUAUAUUUACCAUGGAAACCAAUCUUUUUAGUCUUUCAUGUGGAAAAAAAACUUGUGAAUGAAACCCAGUUCUCUUGGUACUUGUCAAAUGAAAAUGCAGCUAAUAUGCUUUAUGCAGAUUGUGGCGUACUACAAUUUUUGCCCAACUACAAUGACAGAACAAUUACAUUUUAUCUAUGUACAUGCAUGUUAAUGUAAAGAGGUACUCCUUUUAGGCUUUCUAUUGGUGCAAUGUAUUGGAUGUUGGAAUUUGAUCACAGGAUAGUGAACAGUGGGAAUGUUGUCAUUUUACUUGCAGAAUUUGAACUUUGACCUUUACUGAAAUCAGGGAAAUGUCAUUAAAAAAUAAUAAUUUCCAUUCUUUCAAAUAUUAACUGCAAUUUGGCAUUUACUACUUCGUAUGUUUUCAUUGUGCCUGCAACUGCAUUGAUAAUAGCAGCAUGUAUGAGAGCUUUAUUGUGAGUUGUAUUAUUAUGUAUCUGUGUACAUAAUACCCUACCGUGUAAAGGUUGAAUAUAAUUUUGUUUUAAUCAAUAUUAUGGCGACCUACUUUCAUCACAUUUUGUGAAUUUGUAUGUGUAUGUGUACUGUACCAUGCAGUCACUUCAAUGUACUUUGUAUUAUUAAGAGCUGUAUACUGUAUGGAAACUAAACUUUAUGUAAAUCUGCCCCAAGUCAUUUUUUGGGGCUACAGAAAUCUGUUAGAUUGAGGUGAAAUUCAACUUAGACUUUAAAAAAAAACUAUAUUAUUUUUUGUUGUUGCAUAUUCUGAUCUGAAGAAUUACUUCCACUUUGCCAGUUAUAUAGUACUGAAGUGAUGGUACCAUAUUUUGAAAAAGCAUGAUGAAAUACCUCCACGAAUCAAAUUUGGUAGGAAUCAGUCGAUGGGGGCCUGAGAUAUGACCUCAUGAAUACAUAAUUAGCCCCAUUGAAGUCGAUGUGUUAUUGGCCUGGUUCCUAACAUUUAGAACCAGGCCAAUAAAACACUGACUUCAAUGGGGCUAAUUAUGUACACUGUAUUCAUGAGGUCAUAUCUGAGGCCCCCAAAGACCGAUUCCCAUCAAAUUUGGGUUGUCAUGCUCAACCGAAAUAUGGUAUAAAAAUGGUAUUUAAAUACAAAAAAUGAAAAUGGAUGAUGUCACACUUUGGUACUCUAAUGCAUUUCUUGAAGGUUGACAUAGGCAGACCUGAAAAUUUAUAAGCAUUCAUUUGAUACCCAAGGGAUAAGCUAAUGAAGUUGAGGAUCUAUGAGUUUCUCUAGUAGGUCCAUGGUAUCAGUCAUCACCCUCAAUCUCUAAUGCUGCAUCAUCAUGUGUUUCUGCAUAGUUCCAAUUUACUAAAUAACUGUUACAGUGCUGGCACACUUGGAAAAGUUAAUUCACCCAUUACAUGUAUUUAAUUAGACUUACAUGGUGAACAGAUAAAGCUUAAAGUAUAUGUGCAAGUCUGACAGACACAUUUAAAUGACACCUCUAAACCUGUGACAUUUUGAAAAGUGUCUUGCUAUGACUUGCCCGUGCAUGCAUGCAUGCAUGUUCAUGCACAGGAAAGUCAAAUCAGUGAACACUAUUAAGGUAAAUAAUAGUCUUUGAUGAUAAUAAAUUAAUAAGAAACUUGUACCUACAUGUUAUUACAAUCAGGGGUGUGAGAGUUCAGAUUUUUUUUUUUUUGAUUUUCAGCUUAAUUUCAGCUUAUUUUUGGCCUUCCUCUGUACAAAAAGUAUGGGAGCUCUUUCUAUUUCAGACCUUUUCAACACUCUUCAGCUUUUUUCAGAUCUUUUUAGUUGUGACCACUCACACCCCUGUACAAUGAAAAACUGAAAAGUCAAUCAUGCUUGGUUGUUUGUUGAAAAUCAGAUUAUUUUAAUGUCACUUUGUAUUCGAUAGAUUUAGUGUUUUAAACACAGAAUUAAUUGUUUAAAUGAGGGGCUUUCUAUAGAAUGUAUGUCAUUUUCUUAAGAAUUUUCUGACAAAACUAAAAAAAAAAGUGUUCUCUUAUAUAACUGAACACACACUUUAAACACGGAGGGACAAUGUGAAUUACAGAAAUAAAAAAAAGGAGGCACAAGGCUCUCAAGUAUACUACACCCACCAUGCUUCGAUCUGUGCCUGUUUACAGUGGCAGCCACAGGAUUUUAAAAUGGAGGAGGGUUGCACAUAUUUAAUAAAUUUAAAAAACAGAGGGGACGCAGAAGAUAAUUUUCUUAGAAUGUUAGAUUUAGCUUUAAUAAUAUGUUCAAUGGGCAAUUCUCAGAAUAUAGAGAGGGGUGGGGGGUGCCCCUUGCGCUCCCACCUGGAUCUGCCAGGUCAAGUCCACCCUUGAAAAAUGUUAAUUUGAAUAAAUAGAGAAAAAUCAAACUAGCAAAACGCUGAAAAUUCAUCAAAAUUGGAUGUAAAAUAAGAGAGUUAUGACACUUAAAAGUUUUGCUGAUUUUUCACAAAACAGUGAUUUAUGCACAACUCAAAUGAGAAAGUCGAUGAUGUCCCUCACUCGUUCUUUUUUUUUUUAUUGUUUGAAUUAUACAAUAUUUCAUUUUUUAUAGAUUUGACAAGAAGGACCAACUUGACUGAAUCAUAUACCAAUAGUAUAAAACAAUGCUCAUUCCACAUGUUGAGGGAGGAAUUAAUCGUUGUUUCACUUGACAAUGAGGAGAAAAAUAGAAUAUUCCCUAUUUCAUAUAAUAAAAUACAAAAUAAAUAGUGAGUGGAUGAUGUCAUCAUUCUCCUCAUUUGCAUACCCACCAGGAUGUGCAUAUAACUGUUUUGUGAUGAUAUAUAACAUUUUUUUUUAUGAGGCACCAAUUAUCUAGUUACUCUUUCUAUGGCGCCAUAUAUAAUAUAUUACCCUGGCUUUAGAUUUUAAAUUUGAAUUUAUUGUGUAAUGGACAUGUAGUUGUGGUACAAGGGUGAAAAGAAAUGUAUGAUUUACCAAUCAAAUGUGAUAACAAUUGUCUUUCCAAUUUGUAAUUUACAUGUAUUCUCUAUCCUUCCACAUUGAUUGUGCUAAUUUCUGGACUAUUUUAUUACCUAAAUUAAGGAAGGUGUUAUUUAUUCCAGCAAACUAAUGUCUUUCAUAAUACCACCUAUAUAGGUAUACACAGAUUUAAAAAAAAAAUCUAAAUACUCUGUAUUCAUUUGUCUUUAAUAUGAUUCAAAUAAAUUGAUCAUGGAAAUUA